AUAUAAAUAGCAGGGUCCCAGCCAUUAUCCAGCACACCCACCACAUUUAUUGAAGGUCAUUCAAUGGGGGAUUCAAUGCGCAUCGAGCACAGGCGUGGAGGAGGCGGUGGCCGUCAAGCUUUGGGAAGAGGGCGUUCCUCGCGGGUUCAGAACCAUGGUGACCGCUCUCAUAGGGCAUGGAGCGAUAGGGAGGAUAUGCACUUCAUAGCUAUUCUGAAGGAAUUGGUCGCGACCGGAUGGAAGGCCGACAACGGCUUCAGAGUCGGAUAUCUUUCAAAGUUGGAAGAAUCCAUGCGCCGCGAGUUCCCGAACUCUGGUUUGAGAGCCAGCCCGCAUAUAACAUCGAAGCUUCACACAUGGAAAAAGCAAUACUCUGCUGUGACCUCAAUUCUGGAAAAAAGUGGUGUGGGGUUCAACAACCACGGCGAUUACAAGAUCGACUGCGAUGAGCAUCAGUGGAGUGAAAUAAUCAAGGUUGUAAGCAAUCAAUUAUCAUUAGCAAUGUCUUAUUAAAUUUGGAUUUGUUAUCAAUUAUCUUAUAAUAAAAAAAAACAUAGUCGUCUAUGGGUAAUAAUAUUGAUGAUGUUUUUCAA
This is a messenger RNA of Salvia hispanica, 593 nucleotides long. RefSeq lists its product as uncharacterized. The record is from RefSeq and is a predicted model, not a curated record. Lineage: Eukaryota; Viridiplantae; Streptophyta; Magnoliopsida; Lamiales; Lamiaceae.